AUGCGAUGCGGGAUUUUUGAGAGUGCAUCCACGUCACGCACUGCCACCCCAAUGAGUAUCAUCUACCCAUGUAGAAGAGAUUGCGAUGGCCAUAGUGUAUCUAGACUCUCAAAAACCGGGAUUAUACCAAGGAGUGGCUGCAAUGUGCUGGCCAGCCUUAUCGGGCGGGCAUCCAUGGUGAGUGGGAAGGAGUGCAACGUGUCUCGCCUCGCGUCGGCGGCAUCUUCUUCCACUUCCCCUCCCCACUGCCCCUCCAUCCUCAACCCCUCGAUCGGCAUCCACGUCGACUGGCAGGAGCAAGCUGCAAGCUUUCGGAACCCAGCUUCCUUUCAUGCUCCCAGCUUCCAUCAAGGUGCUGCUUGCUUGCUUUAUUCUAUCGACAGGGAUAGCAAUGGCGUUCACGGUGCAGGGACUGAUGUGACCGACAUAGCUGGGUGUAGUAUGCAGCAGGGAAUAGUCGUACCUCCGAACCAGAAGGGCUUCCACUACAGUUUCACGAAACUUGAGCGUGGCAGUGUCUGGUGCUCAUACCACCCGUUGAUCGCUGUCUUCGCUUGA
Molecule: messenger RNA, 558 nt
Organism: Aspergillus luchuensis
Lineage: Eukaryota; Fungi; Ascomycota; Eurotiomycetes; Eurotiales; Aspergillaceae
Exons: 2
Coding region: 1-558 (185 amino acids)
Source: RefSeq, a predicted model, not a curated record